CGCACCGCCCCGUGUGAGGCCGAGUCCGGCAAGCCGUGGCGCCCGGUGCCCGAGCCAUCGCGGACGCUGGAGGCUGGGCCCCGGGGCAGCAGCAGGCGGCGCGGGACUGCGAGCUGCCUCCAGAUUGACGAUGCCAGUAUGGACAGAAUAGCUGAUGAUGCUUAUCCCCACCCAUCACUUCCGAGACAUUGAGCGGAAACCAGAAUACCUCCAACCAGAGAAGUGUGCCCCACCUCCCUUCCCUGGUCCCUCAGGAACCAUGUGGUUUAUCCGCGAUGGCUGUGGCAUUGCCUGUGCCAUUGUCACCUGGUUUCUGGUCCUCUAUGCGGAGUUUGUAGUCCUCUUUGUCAUGCUGAUUCCAUCCCGAGACUACGCUUACAGCAUCAUCAACGGAAUUGUGUUCAACCUGCUGGCCUUCUUGGCCCUGGCCUCCCACUGCCGGGCCAUGCUGACGGACCCCGGGGCAGUGCCCAAAGGAAAUGCUACUAAAGAGUUCAUCGAGAGCCUUCAGCUGAAGCCUGGGCAAGUGGUGUACAAGUGUCCCAAGUGCUGCAGCAUCAAGCCUGACCGGGCACACCACUGCAGUGUUUGUAAGCGGUGCAUUCGCAAGAUGGACCACCACUGUCCUUGGGUCAACAACUGUGUCGGCGAAAACAACCAGAAGUACUUUGUCCUAUUUACGAUGUACAUAGCUCUCAUUUCCUUGCACGCCCUCAUCAUGGUGGGAUUCCACUUCCUGCAUUGCUUUGAAGAAGACUGGACAAAGUGCAGCUCCUUCUCGCCGCCCACCACUGUCAUCCUGCUCAUCCUGCUGUGCUUUGAGGCCCUCCUCUUCCUCAUUUUCACAUCAGUGAUGUUUGGGACCCAAGUGCACUCCAUCUGCACAGAUGAGACGGGCAUUGAACGCCUCCAACGAACGAAACAGCCCAGGGAGCAGUCGGGCAGCUGGAAGUCGGUCCAGGAGGCUUUUGGUGGGGACUUUUCCCUGAACUGGUUCAACCCUUUCACCAGACCUUGUCAACCAGAGACACCCAUUGACAAGGGCUUGGUACGGCAAGUGUCAUCUCUGUCAAACAUGGACAACAUGGAAACAGCCGAAAGCCAGAUGGAGGAGACAAAAGACAGGGACUCCGUGGAGGUGCUGGAUGAAUAGAGGUCAUGGAGAAUAAGAUACCCACAGUGACUGCCACCCUGAUGAGCAUUACCAGCUCUGUCACCCCACCCUCUUUUCCGUUAGGGUUGAGGUGACGGGAUGGGAAGGGCAAUAGAGGGUACAGGAGAAUAGGGACUUUCUCUGAGUUCCUAUUAGCAGGAUGUGUCAAAAGGGAUGGUCACUAACAAUUCUCCAGGCCUGGAAGGGUGCCUAUUCUCUAUCCAGCAAGGGAAAUGGUGACCAGGAUGUCGGGGUUAGGGGAUCCUCUUCUGCUUCUUGAGGGCUGUCUUGGGGAGGCUGAGGCUCUUGGGGAAGGGAUACUAACAUCAAGGAAGAUCACCCUGGAAAGCUAGAGAGACAGACCCCUGCCAUUUCCAGGGCAGGGAUUCCUUGGCUGGCUGACUGGGAAUCAGAACAAAGGAGGGGCUGCUGAGCCUGCCUUCAGGGCUCAGGCUUGGUUGAAAGAGCACCCCACACACCUGCACACGUGCACCCCACACACCUACACGCAUGCAUACACAUGUGCAGAGCCUAUCCAAAUGGAAACAAGCCUAGGUUAUGACAGUAUCGCCACCCUGUAGAUUAGACUCUUCCCUGAGACAACAGUGCAAGAGGCCUUUCUGUGGCCACAAGCAUGCAUUCCCAGAAGAGCUAGGUGAAGACAUAUAUUGAACUCCUGGAAAAAGUUUAAUAGGACAUGGGGACAGGUGAAACCAAAAAUGGCCUUUUUUGCAUUUUAGAGUAGCUCCCAAGACGGUGCCUUCCAGAACACUGCGUUGCUAGACCUAGUGACACACACAUGCCUUAUCCCCAACAUCUGGAGCAGGCAGCCAGACUUCUGUUACUUUGAAGUGAGCCUGGUCCAUGUGGGUCUGGCUACAUAGUAAAACCGUGUCUUAGAAACAACAAAAAAAGAACUGCAUGGUGGCCAGGACACGGAGACCGCUAAACUGGGAAGACCCUAGACACUGCUCUCCCAGGAUGAGCUUGGACCUAGUCUGCUCACUGGAGCUUGAGGUAUCGGGCUGUUACUGGUAGUCUGGGCAGGCCCCCUGCACUCCCCAGUCCAUUGCGGUGGUUGCCGCAGCAGCAGCUUCUACAGCCUAACCAGUUAGAUGGUCCCAAGAAACUCACCCAACUCCCCAACUCACGCCUUGAACCAUUCCUCAGUGUUGCCGGUACUGACCCUGGCAGAGGAUUGGAUCACACUUCUUCUUGCUCUAGGUAAAAGGACAUGAGCCCUGGGCCAACGGAACCUGUGGCCUCAGCGACAUGAGUCAAUCAAGGUACUGUCUCGACCCUGAGAAAGGAAAGCUGUAGGGAGCAAGUGGUAGUGAUUCCUGGGCAGCAUCGUAGGUAGUGCCACAGAGUGUCAUCAGGGCUUCAACAGAUGUGGCCUACUCCACCCCGUGCAAGUGACUUCCUCCAAGCAGGUCUGCUUUAACAUCUGUUAACAAUAACAUGAGGAACCCAAGUUGGCCCUAAUGUUGGCACUAUGUGGAGAGAGCUGACCUCUGGCUGCAGGGGCCCCAACCCCAAACAGACCUGGGUGGCCUAUGUGCUGAACCGUAACCAGAGAUUUCAUACCGAGGGAAAGCAGGGCUAGUGACCAGGUCCCCGAGGAGCAGCAGGUAAAAGAAGGGAGGAGCUCUGGAGUCAGGAUUUGUUAACUGAAUGUCCUCACACACUGAGGCUGAAACUAAUCGUCCUUGGGGACAGCUAGACCUCCAGCAGAGGUACUCCAGACCGCAGCCAUCUGUUUCCAGAGUGCUUCUCCUGGAAAGGUUGGAGUGUGCAUUUUGCUCUCACAGGUUUCAGUCUUCCGUAUUCCUCAGCAAACCCAUUACCAUGUCAGGCUUCAGCCAUGUUUGCUCUCAUGUCCAGGAGGUCCUGGACAGCCAGGGUUAUGUAGGCAGUAGUCUAUGCAGCCCUGGGCCUUGUACCUGCACACCAGGACACGAUGGCCUCUCCAUGGUGUCUCCUGAGAGUCCGCUCAGCGUUGCAGCUGUAAGAGGAGGCCCAGUGUUUCUGGGCCAGAGGCUGCUUGCACACCUGCCUCUUGCUUUGAAUAAAAGUUCUUUGGCCUACC
Molecule: messenger RNA, 3242 nt
Organism: Grammomys surdaster
Lineage: Eukaryota; Metazoa; Chordata; Mammalia; Rodentia; Muridae
Gene: Zdhhc3
Product: zinc finger DHHC-type containing 3
Exons: 7
Coding region: 155-1153 (332 amino acids)
Biological process (GO): peptidyl-L-cysteine S-palmitoylation; protein targeting to membrane
Cellular component (GO): Golgi apparatus; endoplasmic reticulum
Molecular function (GO): protein-cysteine S-palmitoyltransferase activity
Source: RefSeq, a predicted model, not a curated record